GUAGGUAGUUAGUGGCUGCCAGCGCCGACUUAGUGCGUCCAUGGAUCAAUUGUUCUUUUACGAGUUGAACCUGCAACAACUUGAAACUUCCCCAGGUUAUUUGUCCAGUUGUGUCCAAUUUGUUUAGUUCAUCUUCUUAUCUCCUUCACCCUCUAAAAUCAUCCUCGGACAUUCAUUCUCAAGUACAACUUAGAAGACAAUAUCGAACUGAACCCCCCCCCAAAGUCUCCCACUACUCCUCUUGUUCUUGUUCAACCCCCCAUUUUAACCGCAACUAUGGAUUUCAAGGCUUUUGGAAAUAGCUUGAGCUCUAUUGGCUCGCAAAUUACUCCCUUUGCUACCCGUACUUUUCAGUACACGAAGGAGCAACUGGGCCAAGCUGAGGAUAAGACUCAGCUUCCGCCUGACUAUAUUGAUCUCGAGAAGCGAGUUGAUGCCUUGAAACAGGUUCAUCAAAAGAUGCUUGCAGUGACCUCGCAAUACUCGAACGAAGCCUACGAUUAUCCCGCCAACAUCAAGGAGAGCUUCUCGGACCUCGGACGCACCGUUAGCGAGAAAGUUCAUCUUCUUUCUAGUGCCACCACCCCCGCCGAAGCCCAAAAUGCCCUGACCGCGCCCCCCACCGCGAAGCCCCAGCCUAAGACUUUCUCCCACGCUAUCGCACGUGCCAGUUUAGCAAGCUCCCAGCUUAUGCACCAGCAACACACUGGUGCCGGCGAGGAUCCUCUUGCGACCGCGCUCGAGAAGUAUGCGCUGGUCAGUGAGCGACUUGGCGAGGCCCGUCUUGCGCAGGAUGCCCAGAUCCAGAGCCGCUACUUGGCUGGGUGGAACACCACCCUGAACACCAACCUUAUGUUCGCAACGCGUGCACGCAAAAAUGUCGAGAAAGCCCGCCUGACCCUAGAUUCGGUCAAGUCUCGUGCCAAGGGAACGACCUGGAAGAUCGGUCCCACGUCUCCGCGUGAUGAUCACCCCACUGCCGACGACUUGACCCCCGAAGCUCAGGAGGAAAUCGAAAAGGCCGAAGAUGAAUUCGUCACCCAGACUGAAGAGGCCGUAGGCGUCAUGAAGAAUGUCCUGGACACUCCUGAGCCUCUUCGUAACCUUGCAGAGCUCGUUGCUGCUCAGCUUGAGUACCACAAGAAGUCUGCCGAGAUCCUGAGCGAGCUUGCCCCCGUCAUUGAAGCUCUCCAGGUCGAACAAGAGGCGAACUACCGCAAGAGCCGCGAGAGUGCUUCGUAAAGGAUUAAACAUGCAAAAGCAAUGAGUAGGAGCCCCGUCGCGGGAUAUACAAGUGGGUGGGAUGAAUGUCUAUCUUGAGGACCUGCGAGGAUGAUACCGGAUCUGUCAGGAUUCUAUUUCCUUUUUCCUUUUUUUACUGCUUGAUUUGACACGUUGCGUGCUCGAACGAGUGCGAUAUAGACGGGAGUGAGAUCCUCGAAGGGCUUUCCCAUGAGACAUUGCUGCUUAGUUUUUCGAUUCUCACUUCUGACUGGGAGAUGGAUGAAUUGACAGUAUCUUACGAGCAUAAUUCUCUGAUCUCUAUGAGAUUUCCCAAUUCUGUGCAGAUUUUACAUUACCAUUUUGCAUAUUAGACACAGUAAAUGAUAGAUUUAGUAAUCGGCGUAAAGUUCUUUGAAG
Molecule: messenger RNA, 1641 nt
Organism: Hypoxylon fragiforme
Lineage: Eukaryota; Fungi; Ascomycota; Sordariomycetes; Xylariales; Hypoxylaceae
Product: BAR domain-containing protein
Exons: 6
Coding region: 277-1242 (321 amino acids)
Cellular component (GO): cytoplasm
Molecular function (GO): protein binding
Source: RefSeq, a predicted model, not a curated record